Messenger RNA from Leptopilina boulardi, 8108 nucleotides. It is a transcript of the gene blo, whose product is annotated as homeobox protein 2. The record is from RefSeq and is a predicted model, not a curated record. Bases 911 to 5182 code for a protein of 1423 amino acids. The transcript is spliced from 9 exons. NCBI's taxonomy places the organism in Eukaryota, Metazoa, Arthropoda, Insecta, Hymenoptera, Figitidae.
CAAGCUCGGGCCCAGCAUUUAUUAGUUCUUCGGCGCUCGGCGGAGAACGUGCGUGCAAAACCUCGAGCGAUUGGUUGCUGUUGCAACUCGUGUUACCGCAGUGCCACCGGCACCCCCCCUCAUAGUCUCGCGAUCGGUCACCGACCGAAUCAAUUUUGGAUUCACUAGAAAAAAAAAAAAAAUUUUUUUUAGUUUGCAAAAAAAUUAUUUUCCAUCAAAAAUCAGUGAAUCAAGAAAAAAAAAAUAAGGUGAUCAUCCAAUCAAGAUCUUGGAAAGUGUGACGUUACAAAAAAAAAUAAAUAUAUCGUUCCGGGUCAGAUUGUGAAGAAGAAGAAGUGUAUACAUAUAUAUAAAUAAAAGGGGGAUAUCUAUCUAUAUGGUUAAGGGUGACCGGUUUCGUUACCUUUGAUCCCCCCAACGGUUCAGCAUGGCGCUUCGAUUCCACGAGAUCUCGGCCGACCGGCUUGUUUGGCGAGGAUAGUGACAGUUGUUGAACGCGAGUGCACCAUACCCACGAUGUUGCUGCCGUUGCUGCUGCUGUUGCUGUUACUGCUGCUGCUGCAGCCUCUUCUUCUUCUUCUUCUUACUUCUUCCGUUUCUUUGCGCAGAGACACGAGAAGACCACCAGCGAUCGAAAUGCCACGAUACCAGUGAAGGUUUUUGGAGAAUUUUUUGGUGAACGAAGAUAAUUAAAACUAAAUGUGAGUAAGAGAGCGAGGAAAACAAAAAUUUGAAAAUUUUAAAUGUUUGUGGCAAAUUGAGAUAUAAACUUGUUGGCGGAUCUUUGUUGAAAAGAAAAAAAGGGCAGAGAGAGAGAGAGUGAGAUAAAGAACUCUUGGAUUAUACCACCUGUUUAUGUGUGUGUAUAUGUUAUGAGUGGAAAUAAACAUAUAAAAGAAACGAAAAAAAAAUGCCCGAAAUUCAACGCACAGACUCACUGAGAUCCGCCAUUGAGGGAGGCAAGGCAUCACAUAAUUCAACUGAAAAAAUUGAUUCGCUACAUGACGCUACUUCCCCUUCCGGUUGGAAGCCCACUGAAAGAAGUGUCUCCUUCAAUCGUGAUGUCCACGUCAAGAGAAUCGGACGUGGAGCACCACAUGUGACCGCGGCACUUGUUGGAGAUGGAGAAGGUCGGUUGAUCACCACUCCAAUUCACAAGGAGAGUAUCACAUCUCGCAGUAAGGAAGAUUUAGCACAGGAGGCAGCUCUCGUGCUCCAACAGGCCGACAGUGUGCAUUGCGUGGCACACGAUAAUCGACGCCUGCCAGGCAGAUUUAGCACACUUCCGGUACGUCGAAAAGAAAAACAUUCUUUCGAACAUCCUCCUCCUCCUCCUUCUUCUUCUUCUUCCUCCCUUGAAACACGACGUAAAAGUGAAGAUCUCACGAGUCACAAUUUUGGCGAUACACCAAAGCCAAAGAAAAAAUUAAAAACAACACUCGAACGUAGUCACAGCGAUGCAAGUGGAAAAAAAUUUAAAAAUCCAAUAGCAAAACUUUUCUCACCAAAAUUAGAUAGAAAAACAAAACCAAUAAUUAAUCGUAGUGCAAGUGACGCGUCUCAUAAAUCAUUAAAAAAACAAAGUGAAAGUGAACAUUUUGGUACAGCGAGAGUGAAAAAACAAUUAUCGCCAAUAAUUGAAGCAUCACCCUAUUAUGAUCAGCAACCCUUUCAUUUUGGCAGUAAAUCAAACCUAGAUAAAAAAGAAAUAAAAAUUGAAAAAAUAAUACCAAUUUCCAUUGAGAAUAUUGACAAUAAUAAAGAGGAAAAGGAAAAUCAAAAGGACAUUGACGAAGUUGAUCAAGUUCAAACUAUGUUACAUAAUAGUCGUUACGAUCAACAGCACAAUAACGAGGAAUCAACAAUACACAAAAUGAUUCAUCGUUUAUCAAAUGAUCGUUCACCACCACCACAAUUAACAAGAACAAUGGUAUCGCCAAGUCCUGGUUUUGGUCAUAAUAAUAAUCGUCCAUUCUCCUAUACAAGACCGAAUGAGUCUAGUCCACCGCCAAUACAAAAUAAUGUCAUUUACGCCCAAGUUCAAUUGGAUAAGAAAAAAGCCCAACGCAGUCAUUCCGAUAGCGAUGAGGGUCUUGGUCUUGAUCGUAAAGAUUCAUCACGUGAAAAUAGUCCCGCCGAAAAAGAAUAUCGUCGCUCAGAUUAUUAUAUUUCUGAUUUACGUCGUAAUAAUGAAAUAAAUAAUUUAAAAUCACGUUAUGAAAAUGAUUUUACCAAUGAAACUGAUCUAUUUGAAAAGGAAAAAUUCACAUCAACAAUAUUUGUUGAUACAAAUCGUGGUUUAGACGCAAAACGUUUUAAUAACAAUAAUAAUAAUCAUAAUAAUAAUAAUAAUGAAUUCACAAGAUCGUGUGAUAAUACAAAAACAUCGGAAUUAAGUGCAAGACGUGAUUUACUUGAAUCAAGAAUAAAAUCCCGAUUAUUGGCCGAUGAAAUGUUUGCAACAAAAAAGAAGACAAAUAAUAUGGAACAUGAAAUAAUCGAUAAACCGAUCGUACCAUCACCUGUGACCCCAAAUCGAGUUGCUUCACCAAAGCGUUGUUAUGCCGAUACUUAUAUUACUGAAACACGUACAAGUAGUAAUGGUGAAAAAUAUAUAUUUGAAAAGGAAAUUCAUGAAGAUAAUGGCAAAGUUUAUGGUUAUGAGAAGAAAAUUAAUAAAAUUGCCACUGAUUCAUUUAUUGAACCAAAAGUACCACGUGAUGGUUAUACAGUUGAGACAAGAACCGAUAAAUAUGGUGAUAAAUAUAUUGUUGAAACAAUGACACAUGAGGGUUUUGUUCCUGAAUUUAAACCAUUUUUAAGUGACAAAUCAAGAAAUAAUUCUGACAAUAGAAUAAUAAAUUAUCAAAAUGAAAAAUUAAAAAAUAAAUAUUCAAAAAGUGAGGAUAUUUUAAAUCGACAACAAAAACAAUAUAUACCAAAAUCAAAACGAACAUUUGAAGCAAUUAAAGGUAGAAGUAAAUCAACUCAACGUUUAGAUGAAAUUGGUAACAAUAAUUUGAGAAAUGAAUAUAAAACACGUUCACAUGAAAAUUUAACAGAUACAAGGGAAUUUCAAAAUCAUAAUUAUAGAAAAUUUGUUAAACAUAAUCUUGAUGAUUUACGCGAGGGUCCUAAUGAUGAUUAUGAUACUGAUAUAUCACAAGUGACAAAUAGUCAACUUGAAUCGAAAUAUUAUAAAGAGACACGUACAACGCAAAGAUAUUUAAAAAAGCAUGCAUUACAUGAUGAUUACGAUAGUUCACCACCACGUGUUGGUUAUAAUUCAAGUCGUUAUGAUUCCGAUACAACGGCACGCGAUUCAAUAAGAUGUGAAACACAUUCAUCAUCGCGUGGUAUAAGAAAAGAUUAUCGUAAUAAUAUUGAUGAUGAUCCAAAAAAAUCAUUAAGAAGAUCACGUAAUCGUUUAGAUUAUCUUGAUGAUUCAGAUGCAAGGGAAAGUUCACGUGUGGGAAAAAUAAGUAAAAGUCGAUUAGAAACAUUUGAUGAACAAUUACCACCAUCGAGACCACCUAGAAUUCAUCAUCAUCAUCAUCAUAAUAAUAAUCAUCAUGAAAGUAAAACACGACAUUUACGUCAUGAGACAAGAGGUCAUAUGGAAAGAAGACAUCGUGAUACGCGACUCAGUGAUAAUGAUCGUAAGGAUCGUCUUGCUGAUUCGGGUAUUGAAAAUGAUUAUCGACGUGAUUCACAUGAGGCUGAUUCAAGACGUGAACCACUUGAAUCGGAGGAUGAGGGUUUUGCGACAUUACAAUUUAUUAAACAUGAACGAAGACAUACAGAUAGAAAUAUGAAUUUAACACCAGCUGAAAAGAGAAAAUAUGAUAAAUAUGUAAUUGAAAAAUCAAUUGUCACAACAAAACCACCAUCGGGCGCUGAUAAAAAAUAUGAAAAGAAAGCAGUGAAAAAAAGUGGUACUAUGAGUAAAGUGAAACAAUUGUUUAGUAAGAAGGAGAAAAAAGCAAAGGAAGAACAAAAUAAGAAGAAUUAUCGUAUCAGUAGCAGUGGAGCAUUAACUGAUGAUGAAGUGACAACAAGAUAUAGGGAAUAUCGUGGGGAUCAGCUUAGAAGUGCAAGGAGCGUACGUGACCUUGGAAGUGACUUCAAUCAGGAUGAUUAUAGUCAGCGGAGGCGACUAUCGACCCCAAGUGGAAGUCCCAGUCCCCCUCAGCCGUCAAGAUUGUCCAGGUCAACUGGAACACUAACAAGAGAAGAGGAACCCUACAAAAACACCCUCACCAGAGAUAAUCAAGGUCAAGAGGCAGAGCGAAAGGGAUGGUUUAAAUCCCUUUCGAGGAAAACGAAAUCAAAUUCGAAGCCAAUUGAUAAGAAGCCAAGGAUACCGGAAAGUGAAAUACUGACAACUGGCACUGAGGACGAGGAAGCAUCAUCAGCACCCGAGCGAGCAUCUGUGCAGAAGAAUUUACGAUUUUUUGGCGAUACGGAUCAGGAAUCAAUAUCAUCGAAUCUUGAUCGAAGAAAUAAACGAAAUGACGACCACGCUUCAACGAGGCGUGAUGUAACGAAUUCAUCGAGACGUAAUUUAGGAAUUAUAACGAGUCCGAGGAAACCAUCGAGGCUCAAUGAGAGCGCUUUGUCGUCUGGGGAAAGCACCACAGGCGACAGCAGUCAACAAAGCCAGAAUUCCCAAAGAUCACAAAGAUCCGUUGUUUAUCUUCACGCUGCCACAGUCGGUGAAAUUCCUGGACCGAACGAAAGACGCCGAGCAGCAAGUCGUGAAGAAUUAAAUCGUCCUCUUCAAGCCCACACGAGGACCGUAUCAAGAAGUGUUAGUGUCCUUGCACCAUGGAGACCAAAACACUAUCGUGAACCAUUUGAAAUAAAUUACGAUCAACAACAACAUCAAAAACCAAUGAUAACAAUGAAGCGCAGACAAAGAAGUCGCGAGACUCUCAGUCGUCGUGGCAAAGAUCCUCGUCGGAGCAAGGACAAUUUGUCUAAAACAGGAACAAUGAAUCGAAGCACGCUGAAGUCAAAAGACAAGCAAAAAGUGGACAGAACAGUUUCCACGGAGUCGUUGGCCAGCAAAUCUCGCAGCGUGAGUUCUAGGCCGGAACUAAACAGAUCCACUUCCGUUCCACGCGACCCCAACAAAAGUGCAGGAUGGUUCAAGUUAAAAAGCAAGAAAUCUCGGUCCUGAACGUAAAGGCCAUUGACCAAUGCUAGUCUCGAGUUUCUUUAUAAUUGAAAAAAACUCUAUUGCAAAUAAGACAUAUAUAUAUAUAAAAAUAAAUAUUAUAAAAUUUUAUAUAAAUAUAUAUUAUAUAAAUUUUCAGAUUAAAAAAAAAACAAAUUAUAUAAAUAUAUAUAUGUGUGUAACAAGCGCUGAGCGUUAAUGCGAUUUAUCUUCUAUUUAAAAUUUGUGCAAAUUGAAGACAAUCGAUAAUAAUCCUUAAUCCACUUUUAACAAUUUUGCCUACUAACGAGAAAGUAGCAAAAAUUAAAAAAAAUCAAAAAUUUAGCUUUGCUAAAAAAACACCCAGUUAAGGUUUUUAUAUAAAUAUUAAACUUGAAAAAAAUUUUUUUUUUUCAAACUACCAAAAUGAAACGUUCAAAAUAAUGUAACACACUAAUUUUAAUGUUACGUUACGUUAUAAAAAACUUUACAUUUUUUCUUAAAAAACCGUUACGUUACUUUUGAGCGUUACAGUAACACUGGUCGUAUAACGAAAAUCAUUGUUACAUUACGGUAACGCUAGUUAUGUAACGAAAAUCGUUGUGUUACGUAACGUAACGAGUAACGUUACGUGUUACUUAAUGGUAACAAGUAAUAUUUGUUGUGUAACUAGUAGAGUUACAAGUAACAAGACUGUGUUACGUAAUGAUAACAUUACUUAUGAAAAAAAAACCGUUGUGUUACGUAACGGUAAAGCUGCUUGUUACGCAACGUAACAAGAAGCGUUACGUGUUACGUAAUAGUAACAACAACAUUUGUUGUAUAACUACUAGCAUUCCAGUAUCAUGAAUAUGAUACGUAACGGUAUGAAAAAAAAUCGUUGAAUUACGUAACGGUAACACUUCUUGUUACGCAUCGUAACGAAAAGCGUUACGUAUUACUUAACGCUAACAAGAAACAUUAGUUAUGUAACUAGUAACGUUAUAAUAACAAGGAUGUGUUACGUAACGGUAACAAUAAUUACGAGACGAAAAUCACUGAGUUACGUUAAAGUAACAUUAAUUAUGUAACGAAAAUAGUUGUGUUACGUAACGGUAACACUCCUUGUUACGUAACGUAACGAGAAGUGUUACAAGUCACGUAAUAGUAACUCUUCCAGGUUACGAUAAUCGUCAUAUUACGUUACUUUAACAUUCAUUGUUGCGUAACUAUAACACUUUUCGUUACGUUACGUAACAAAAAACGUUACCUUUUACGUACUGGUAACAUUAGUCGUGUAACAAAAAUAUAUUUUAUUUGAUUUUACUGAACAAUAAUCGUUAUGUGUUACGUAACGGUAACACAGACUUUUUAACAAAGAACGUUACGUGUUACCUAACUAAAAUCGUUAUGUGUAACGUAACGGUAAUCUUAGUUGUGUAAUAUAACAAAAACAUAACAUAAAAAUUGUAAAACAUGUUUAACGUUUUAAAAUAUGGAAUUCUACGUUUACAAGAAUAUCAUUAUUAUCAUGUUACAAACUUGUGUUACCGAAACAUAAUUAAAACAUUAUUAUUGUUACGUAACACAUCAGUGGUUCUGUAUUAAGUGUGCUAAAAAAAAAAUUUCAUUACAAUUAAAAGUAAACAAAAAAAUUUUUUCUGGGUGUAAAAAAUUAUUUUUGUUUGUAUAAUAAAAAAAUUUUGUUAUUAAAAUUUUGUUUGUUUUAUAAAAAUUCUUUGUUUUAUUAAACAAAAAAUAGUAGUUUAUUUUUAUUGGAAAAAAAUAACAUUUUCUUUUUUUUUUUUUUGAAAAAUAUUCGCUGGUGAUAUUGCGUAACCUUCUCUCUACAAAAUUUAUUUUAAUGAAAUAAAUUUUUUUUUUUUGCUUUAGAUGAGGAAAAAGAAAAUUUUCUCUUUUUUAAUUGAGGCUUAAAAAAUUAGUCUUUUACGAAGCUUCUUUUUUUUGUGAUUGAGAAUAAAAUGAAAAAAAAAAGUAUAUAUAUUAUAUUAUUUAUAUUAUAACUCACCGUGAAUCUGUGCCAUUUUUCACUUGUUAGGAUCUUGUAAAAUAUAAACAAAAACUCGCUGCAAUUUCGAGAUAAAUCAAAAUAUAACAGUGAAAGAAAGAAGCCGUAUUAUAAUAAUAAUAAUAAUUUUUUUUUCUUUCUCAUAGAGGAAGUAUUUUUUGUUUUGUUGUAAAUGAAUCUUAAGUCAUAAAAAAAUAAUCGAAAAAAAAUUUUUUUGUUGACUAUAAAAAGAUUAAUUUAUUUAUUCUAUAGAUUGAAGGUUGAGGCUAUCACUUGCGAUCAAUUUUCAGUGGAUAAAAUUUUAAAAAAAGGAAAAUUUUCAAUUUUUGUUACUAAAAAAAUAAAUAAUUUUUAUUUUAAAUAUAAUAACGAUUGAUAAUAACGAUUUUAUUUACUUAGGAUUUUUUAUAUUUCUUAAAAUUUUGAAAUUUUCUAUUAUUGGAAAAUUUUUUUUAAUUUUAGAAAAAAAUGAGAAUGUAUGAGUGAGAGAGAGAGAGAGAAAGAGAAACCUUAACGAAUGUUUUUUUUUAACUAUAUCUAUGUAUCGUGAAAAAUCAACGAAAAAUAUUGUAACAAUUAUUGAAAAAGAGAAAAAAAAAACAAAAAAAAAUGAAAACUGACGCUUGCAUUACCUUCGACUAAUUUACAUAAAUUUUUUUUUUUUUUUUGGUGCUAAUUUGUAUGUGUGUACAUAUACAUACCAUUAAACUAGAGCUAAUUGUAAAUAUCUUAAAAACUUUAACGAUAAUCUCCGAUGACAAUUAAUUAAAUUUUUUUUCCAUUAACAUAGUUUUAUCCGUUCGAUAAGCUUAUAUUAUGUAUAAUAAACGAAAAAUGCGUCGAACUGUAUUUUUUACAGAUCGAGUUGUAUUUCUGUAACAUGAUUAAAAAAAAAAAAAAAAAAACACUCGAAAUAAUAAAUAAACUUAAUUCGCAAUUAUU